Messenger RNA from Papaver somniferum (opium poppy), 1140 nucleotides. RefSeq lists its product as uncharacterized. The record is from RefSeq and is a predicted model, not a curated record. NCBI's taxonomy places the organism in Eukaryota, Viridiplantae, Streptophyta, Magnoliopsida, Ranunculales, Papaveraceae. Gene Ontology annotation, molecular function: nucleic acid binding; RNA-DNA hybrid ribonuclease activity. Bases 1 to 1140 code for a protein of 379 amino acids. The transcript has a single exon.
AUGAUUCGUUGUAAUAUUGAUGUUGAAAAUUUGCCUGUUAUUGCUGGUGGUGAGGAUUAUAAAAUUUGGGAUUUAGAUACCAAAGGCGUUUUUUCAGUUAAGUCGUCUAAGGCCGCUCUUAAGACGCCGACAGAAGUUGUGCCUUGUGCAAAUCUGUUUACUAGACAGGUUGUGCACCCUACCUUGAGUGUGCAAUACUGGAAGAUUUGGGCCAAGCAAUGUUGUGCUAGUGAAGACAAUAUUAUUAAGAAGACAAGUAAGAGCAUCCAUACUAUGUGCCGCUUAUGCAGGAAAAGUUGCGAAACUCUUAGCCACAUCACUUGGCAUUGCAAAGUUGCUAGGAGGAUUUGGGCUUGGGUGGCUGGAAUUUUCAAGCUGCAACCAAGUGAAGACCUGGUGGACUCGUAUAAGGCUGCUAAGGGUCGAAGCAGAAUGAUAAAGGACCUGUGGUUAGUUGCAAAUCUUGCAAUUGUCACGGAAUUAUGGAAGUUACGCAAUAAGUCUUAUUUUGAUAAUAUGGCAGUUCAAUGGCUUGGUUUUAAAGGGAGAGUUUAUCAAAUAAUUCGUGAUAAUUCAAUUAGAAUGAAGGUCCACAUGUAUAAUACUUUAGAGGAGUUAUGCAUUCUGAAUUAUUUCAAGGUACGGCAUAGAUCAUGCAAAAGGUCUACCCCAAUUGAGAUUAGUUGGACUCCUCCUAAUCAAGAUGAAAUCAUGAUCUGUUGUGAUGGUGCAUCUUUCGGAAACCCAGGCCAAGCUGGUUCAGGUGUUCUUUUCCGUGAUGCAAGUUCGGAGGUGCUUGGUGUUCUUUGUGUUGGCCUUGGUUGGAAAACCAAUUUGUAUGCGGAAGUAUGUGCUAUUAUUUAUGGUGCGAUUGUGGAUAAUAGAUGGAAUAUGCGGAGUAUUUGCAUUCGUUCUGAUUCGAAGAGUUGCAUACAAGCUUUUCAAAAGGGUGAUCUGCCUUGGCAGCUGGUGCAGAAGUGGAACAUUGCGAAAUCUUACUACAUCAACGUUCGUUAUAUUCAUAGCUAUAGGGAGGUUAAUUUCUCAGCUGAUGCCUCGGCCAAGCAAGCCUGUUUGCUGGCUGAGGAUAUUUUUGAGUUUUAUGAGGGUAGGCCAGGUUUUAUUCCAUCUGUGGAAUGA